AUGGCUACGGUUGAUUUGCUGACCAAUCGCUUUGUUGGUAGUGUGGAGCAUGCUUCUGAGUUGUACCUUCUUGAUCGCUACCGCGUCGGAGACGGUUUGUUCGAAUACGGGAACUGGCUGUUUCCCGAUAAAACGAUCGAUUUGUAUGGAAAGUCGAUCCGAGUGGCAACUUUCUACAUCAAUCCACACAUGUUGAUAAAAGAGGCUGAUGUCACGGCUCCAGAGAUACGCUCAAAGAAUCGAACUUUCUCAAUGGAUGGCCUUAACGGUCUUAUUCUGGUGGAGUUUUGCAGGCAGCGUAACUGUACGAUUGAGUUGGUUAUUGACGAGGUCAAUAUGUGGGGCGUGAUCCUACCGAAUAGAACCGGAAAUGGUAUAAUUGGGGACGUGGCAGAAAGACGAGCUGAUCUCGGAAUUGGUGCUUUGAGCAGCUGGUACAAUUGUUACCAGUAUUUGACCUUCUCUACGCCUAUUACGCGAGGAAGUGUCACUUGCCUUGUACCGAAGCCCAACCUCAUCCCUGGGUGGAAAUUAAUCACAAUGGUAUUCGCCACAUCCGUCUACCUGUUCAUCUUUGGCACUUUCUGUGCCAUCGUGUUGGUCUACAUGCUGAUAGCCCACUUUAUGAUACGCAAAAUCGAGCAAAAAAGUGUCUUGUGGAAUGCAUUCAAUGUGCUAGCGAUUUUCCUCUUGCAAUCAGCAAACAUUCGCAAUCGAUCCGCAUCGGAAGCCAUAUUAACCGUGACAGUGUUGCUGUAUGUCAUGAACAUGGAUGGCAUCUAUUCAGGAAAGUAUGCUAGCCUACGGACGAUACCUAUUUAUGAACCUGCCAUCAAUACGUUGAAUGAUUUAGCCUCAAGUGGAAUCCCUUGGCUGCAGACCCACAAGGCAUGGUCUUUCUCCUUGCUUCUAUCGAAAAAUCCCAUGAUAGUGAAGUUAGUCACCAACUUUCGAGCUUACCCUCCAUCAGAGCUCCGUCGAAUUGCCGAUCAAGGAGGAGCUGCUUUUGCAUUGUCGCACCUAAACAUUGGCCACCUGAUGCUAGGUGAGUGGAUCACGGCGAACAAUAUCCACAAGUACCGGCUGAUGAGGGAGGAAUUGUUCCACGAACAUGAAGUAGCGAUGGGCACCAAAACAUGGCCACUGAUGGAACGGUUCAAUGAAGUAAUAAGUCGAACGGGUAGCGGACUGCUGAUGCAUGCUCAGAGGCUUCGGAUCGUCUUUCAGUACGAUGACUACUUCGUUCAUACGGUGGCGUUGAAUUCCCAUGACCGAGAGGUAAAUGAUCCCACGGCGCUAAGACUGGAUGAUAUUCUGGGAGGGUUGAUCGUUCUUGGGUUCGGAUUACUGUGCGCGGGAGCUGUUUUCAUGAUGGAAGUUAUGUUUGUGAGAAGAUCAAGAAGAUCGAUCUAG
Molecule: messenger RNA, 1413 nt
Organism: Ochlerotatus camptorhynchus
Lineage: Eukaryota; Metazoa; Arthropoda; Insecta; Diptera; Culicidae
Product: glutamate receptor ionotropic, delta-2-like
Exons: 4
Coding region: 1-1413 (470 amino acids)
Source: RefSeq, a predicted model, not a curated record